Molecule: messenger RNA, 363 nt
Organism: Zygosaccharomyces rouxii
Lineage: Eukaryota; Fungi; Ascomycota; Saccharomycetes; Saccharomycetales; Saccharomycetaceae
Gene: RPL35A
Product: 60S ribosomal protein uL29
Exons: 2
Coding region: 1-363 (120 amino acids)
Biological process (GO): maturation of LSU-rRNA from tricistronic rRNA transcript (SSU-rRNA, 5.8S rRNA, LSU-rRNA); translation
Cellular component (GO): cytosolic large ribosomal subunit; ribosome
Molecular function (GO): structural constituent of ribosome; mRNA binding
Source: RefSeq, a predicted model, not a curated record
AUGGCCGGCGUGAAACCUUACGAGCUAAGAACUAAGAACAAGGAGCAACUUCAAUCUCAAUUGGUCGAUUUGAAGAAGGAGUUGGCCGAAUUGAAGGUUCAAAAAUUGUCAAGACCAUCUCUACCAAAGAUCAAGACUGUUAGAAGAGAUAUCGCCCGUGUCUUGACUAUCAUCAACGAACAACAAAGAGAAGCCGUUAGACAAUUGUACAAAGGUAAGAAAUUCCAACCAAAGGAUUUGAGACCAAAGAAGACUAGAGCUUUGAGAAGAGCUUUGACUAAGCACGAAGCUUCCCAAGUUACCCUCAAGCAAAGAAAGAGAGAAAUCAACUUCCCUCAAAGAAAAUUCGCUAUCAAAGCUUAA